Molecule: messenger RNA, 684 nt
Organism: Vitis riparia (riverbank grape)
Lineage: Eukaryota; Viridiplantae; Streptophyta; Magnoliopsida; Vitales; Vitaceae
Product: 17.3 kDa class II heat shock protein-like
Exons: 1
Coding region: 64-534 (156 amino acids)
Biological process (GO): protein complex oligomerization; protein folding; response to salt stress
Source: RefSeq, a predicted model, not a curated record
CACUUCUACAUUCGCAAUUGCAGUUGUUCACAAUCUCACACCAACAAAUCUCUGGAACCCUACAUGGAUUCGAGGAUGAUGGGCUUCGAUUCUCCACUCUUCUCUGCACUCCAACACAUGCUCGACGCCACCGAUGAUUCUGACAAGUCCGUCAGCGCCCCCACUCGCACCUACGUCCGCGACACCAAGGCCAUGGCGGCGACGCCUGCUGACGUCAAGGAGUACCCGAAUUCUUACACCUUCAUCGUCGACAUGCCGGGGCUGAAGUCCGGCGACAUCAAGGUUCACGUGGAGGACGACAAUGUGCUGGUGAUCAGCGGAGAGAGGAAGCGCGAGGAAGAGAAGGAAGGCGUCAAGUACGUGAGAAUGGAGAGGAGGGUAGGCAAGUUUAUGAGGAAGUUUGCAUUGCCGGAGAAUGCCAAUACUGAUAAGAUCUCCGCGGUUUGUCAAGAUGGAGUACUGACCGUCACCGUUGAGAAGCUACCACUGCCGGAGCCCAAGAAGCCCAAGACCAUUGAGGUCAAGAUCGCUUAAACCUCCGUGAUUUCUGAGUGGGUAACUGUUGUAAAAUAUCUAAAAUCUCGUGCCAAUAAUUCCUUUUGAAUUUGACAUUUAAGAUUUGGAUAUCUUUAUUUUGAUGAAUUAAAAUUGUUGAACAAAAAAAUAUGGGAAUUGUUUUCCUGA